This is a messenger RNA of Psylliodes chrysocephalus, 561 nucleotides long. The record is from the annotation of a GenBank genome assembly. Lineage: Eukaryota; Metazoa; Arthropoda; Insecta; Coleoptera; Chrysomelidae.
AUGAGCAAUAUUAAUCCCACUGAACUAAAUAUAAAAGUUUCAAAAGCUAAGAAUACUAGAGAUGACAGAAUACUUGUUGGGUGUAGUAAGAAUGAAGACGCACCUAAAUUUGAAGAUGCAGCUAACCCAAAAUUAUCAGAUGCUUACGAAGUAAAAGAUAUUAAAAGUAGAAAUCCAAAAAUUAGAAUAGUUGGAAUGAUUGAGAAGCAUGAACCUGACGAACUUAUUUCGUUACUUAAGUACCAAAAUGAUGGCAUUCAAUCGUCCAGAGUUUGCAGCGUUGUAAAAAUUUGGGCUACCAAGAAAAAUGAUAAGAUGCAUCAAACAACUCUAGAAAUUGAUGCCGAAACUUAUGUGAAAGCAAUGUCUCUUCAAAGUCUUUUUGUUGGCUGGGAUGUAUGUUCAGUGUUUGAUGCUAUAGAUAUCACAUUGUGUUAUAAGUGCAGCGGCUUCGGUCAUAACCAAGGGUCGUGUUUAAAAAAUAUUGCUUGCCCUAAAUGUUCUCGACCACAUCAAUUUAAAGAUUGUCCCGUUGAAAUGAAAAAAUGUAUUAUGUAUUAA